AUAUAUUGUUUUUUGGAUAUAUAACUGAUAUAAAGAAUAAAAGUAUGAGUGCCCAAGUUGACUCUUUGGAAGAUGACUUUGCUUAUGGAACAAAUGUCAAACAAGCGUCAGUUGGUGUUCGCAUGGGUUUCAUACGAAAAGUUUACAUGAUCCUCACUGCUCAGCUUCUUGCAACCACUGUAGUUUGUGCUGCGUUCAUCAUGAUUAAACCACUGAAAGAAUUCAGCCAAAACAACCAGUUCAUGCUGAUGUUGUGUUUUGUGGCUUCAUUGGGGGUUCUUAUUGCACUACAUGUCAAGAAACAUGAACAUCCAAUCAACAUGUAUCUGCUUGCUGCGUUCACACUCAUCGAGUCAUACACCAUUGGUACAGUCGUUACUUUCUACAAAGUUGAGAUUGUUCUUCAAGCUUUUAUUCUCACGCUAUCAGUGUUCAUGUGUUUGACAUCAUACACCAUGCAGAGCAAACAUGACUUCAGUGCCUGGGGAGCCGGCCUGUUCUCUGGAUUGAUGGUUCUUAUUGGAGCUGGGAUAAUUGGGAUGUUCUUCCACAGUGAUAAGUUUGAACUGAUGUGUGCAAGCGCAGGUGCUUUGCUCUUCUGUCUCUUCAUCAUAUUCGACACACACAUGAUCAUGAGAAGAGUAUCUCCGGAGGAUUAUCUCAUUGCAUCCAUCAGUCUUUACCUGGAUGUCAUCAAUCUUUUCCUUGAAACAUUAAGGAUCCUCAGCAAACUACAGAGGAAGUGAUUCUAUGGAUAAACUCCACAUUUUAUUUGUAACAUACUCAGUCACGGUGGCACUUUUUGUUAGCGUAUAACGCAUUAUGUAUAUAAGUAAGAAGAUUUGUGUUUUGUAUAAAUUGCUUUUUUGUGUUCGUUUACUUAAAGGGGCAUACCAACGAAAAAUCAAAAUUUGUGUAUCGAUAGAUAUGUUCAAAUGUGAUCUAAAGCUAUCAUCAAAGUUUUAAAGUACAAAACAGCUUUUAAUAAAAACAUAUUUCAAAACCGCAAAUUCGUCCGCUGGGGUAAAUAAAAUGGCCGUGGCGCAAUGCAUGGAAUUUUCCAUUAGAAAAA
This is a messenger RNA of Ciona intestinalis (vase tunicate), 1072 nucleotides long. Its product is annotated as protein lifeguard 4-like. The record is from RefSeq and is a predicted model, not a curated record. Lineage: Eukaryota; Metazoa; Chordata; Ascidiacea; Phlebobranchia; Cionidae. Gene Ontology annotation, biological process: negative regulation of apoptotic process. Gene Ontology annotation, cellular component: membrane.